Molecule: messenger RNA, 687 nt
Organism: Armigeres subalbatus
Lineage: Eukaryota; Metazoa; Arthropoda; Insecta; Diptera; Culicidae
Exons: 1
Coding region: 1-687 (228 amino acids)
Source: RefSeq, a predicted model, not a curated record
AUGAGCAGUGAAUUGCGAAAUCUGACCAAAAAGGAAAGACAUGUUCGGAACACUAUUGGCACAGUGCAUCAGUUUGUGGACGGUUUUGUGGAAGAAAGAGACCAAGAGCAAGUGGAGAUUCGUUUGCAUCUGUUGGACGAGGCAUUCAGUGAAUUCAUGAAAGUACGGCAGAAGAUUGAAGUUCGUCUCGAUGAAAUUGACAAAGAAAGGUAUGAGGCAGAACCAGGCGAAUCGGCGAAGGCUCGUUCAGCGAAGUUGGAGGCUGCGUCCAUGCAAAGAGAUGCUGAUAAUGCUGCUGUUGCCAGUGAGGUGGAGAAUUUGUACUGCAAACUCAAGGCCACUUUGGAGCGGUUACGUGUUAAAGCUAAGGAAAACAGUUUGGUAACGAAUUCGGUUUCUUCGAUGUCGUCGAUCAAGCUGCCGGAGAUCAAGCUACAGCAGUUUUCUGGAAAAUUACGGGACUGGAUUCCAUUCAGGGAUGCAUUUCACAGCCUGAUACACCACAACGUGAAACUCAACGAUAUGGAUAAGUUCACGUAUCUUCGCUCAUCCUUGUUUUUCGAAGCCCUGCAGGAGAUAGAGAUGAUCGAGCUUUCAGCGGCGAAUUACACCGUGGCCUGGAAUGCGCUAGAAAACCGGUAUCAGAACAAAAAACUGAUCGUGAUGCCUUGUUCAGAUUACAGCUGA